Messenger RNA from Grammomys surdaster, 1475 nucleotides. It is a transcript of the gene Cnmd, whose product is annotated as chondromodulin. The record is from RefSeq and is a predicted model, not a curated record. Bases 176 to 1192 code for a protein of 338 amino acids. NCBI's taxonomy places the organism in Eukaryota, Metazoa, Chordata, Mammalia, Rodentia, Muridae. Gene Ontology annotation, biological process: negative regulation of endothelial cell proliferation; negative regulation of angiogenesis. The transcript has 7 exons.
GUGGGGACAGAAGGGCUGGCCAGAACAGGACGCUGCUGUUGCUGUUGCUGUUGCUGUUGCUGCUCCUCUGCUGUUGCUGUACAGGAAGGCAUUCAUUGUAGGGACAACAGAACAGUUGGGACAGUUAGGAGAGCGAAACAGGCCCUUCGAGUAUCUUACUUCUCCAUCUUCAGCCAUGACAGAGAACUCAGACAAAGUUCCUAUCACUAUGGUAGGGCCUGAGGACGUUGAGUUUUGCAGUCCCCCGGCGUACGCCACUGUGACCGUGAAGCCCUCCGGGAGCCCUACACGGCUGCUCAAGGUGGGAGCUGUGGUCCUCAUUUCUGGCGCGGUGCUGCUGCUCUUCGGGGCCAUCGGGGCCUUCUACUUUUGGAAGGGAAAUGACAAUCACAUUUACAAUGUUCAUUACACCAUGAGUAUCAAUGGCAGACUACAAGACGGCUCAGUGGAAGUAGACGCUGCAAACAACUUGGAGACCUUUAAAAUGGGAAGUGGAGCAGAGGAAGCAAUUGAAGUUAAUGAUUUCCAAAAUGGCAUCACUGGGAUCCGUUUUGCUGGAGGAGAGAAGUGCUAUAUCAAAGCACAGGUGAAGGCUCGCAUCCCUGAAGUGGGAACUGUGACCAAGCAGAGCAUCUCUGAACUGGAAGGCAAGAUCAUGCCAGUUAAAUAUGAAGAGAACGCUCUGAUUUGGGUGGCUGUGGACCAGCCUGUGAAGGACAACAGCUUCUUGAGUCCUAAGAUCCUUGAACUCUGCGGUGACCUGCCUAUUUUCUGGCUUAAGCCCAUGUAUCCAAAAGCAAAUUUUGCAGAAAUCCAAAGAGAGAGAAGAGAAGUAGUAAGAAACAGUGCUCCCUCUACCACAAGAAGACCACACAGCGAACCUCGACGCAACGCAGGCCCUGGAAGACUGAGUAAUGGGACCAGACCCAAUGUUCAGGACGACGAAGAACCUUUCAACCCUGACAACCCUUACCACCAGCAGGAAGGAGAAAGCAUGACAUUUGACCCUAGACUGGAUCACGAAGGAAUCUGCUGUAUAGAAUGCAGGCGGAGCUACACCCACUGCCAGAAGAUCUGCGAGCCACUGGGAGGCUACUAUCCAUGGCCUUAUCAUUACCAAGGAUGUCGCUCAGCCUGCAGAGUUGUCAUGCCAUGCAGCUGGUGGGUUGCCCGCAUCUUGGGCAUGGUGUAAAUCCAGUUCAUCUAUCAGGACUGCCAAGCAAGAAUUAACAUGAGAGUUGAGAACCAAAGAAGCAUAGAGCAUGUUCAUGCCAAGGGACCACAAAGUAUUUUAUACUCAACCUGAAUAAUGUUAUUCUAAAUGCUGCCACAGAACCCCUGUUGUGCACCACUGUGUGCAAAUGUACUGAAAGGGUAGUUUGAGUCUACAAUUACUAUCCCUUUACUGUUUGCUUUACCAAUAAAGCCUAUUGCAAGCCUUUAAAAGCUACUUUUGAAAUAAAUAUGAAAAGUUA